GGGCCCAGGUCUUUACUACAAGCACAAGGUUAGAGAUACCGUGGCAGCUGAGAAAUGUCAUCAAAGUUUUAGCAACGAUAAAGAGAUGGACGAGAUAAUGAACAAGAUCGUGUCGCUUCUGAAUCAACUGAUAUUCGAGGAGGUGCAGAAAAAGACGUGCAUUUCCCUGCCGCCGGAUUUGAUGGAGUUUUUGGACUGGAUGUUGGAAUUGAAUUCGCAAACGACAUCGUUGCAACAAGUAACGGGAUAUGAUCGUUGUUCGAUCGUGAUCGGGCAUGAUUCGACUCACGACUGCACGUUUCGAUUCCAGCUACCACCGACGUUACCGUUUAUAAAAGGAAAUUCGGAGGAACAUUUUCCACGGGACAAAUACCUGUUCCAGAGUUUUCCGAGUCAACGUAUAGAGACAGAGAUCACCGAAUUAUACAUUAAGAUCACGGUGAUACGUAAUCUCAUAAAGGAGUACGGUACUUUGUCGGAAAAGGAGCAGGAGAAAGUCGAGGCGAUUCACGAAUAUCUGGAGAAACAGCUAGAUUUGUUGCUCGAGUACAUCGAAAUGAAGGAGGAGGUCGAGAGGAAGGAGAAGCCGAGCGAAGAUGAAAUGGUCAACAUAAGCGAGAGCAAUUUCACCGUGCCGGAUGGUCUUUUGCACAUAAAUUUGCCCAACAUAUUGAAACUGAACAGCGCGGACUUCUUCGCUAAUCAGGAUCUUCUUCGAGACAGUAAAGUUUUCACUUUCAGCGAGACUCGUCCAAAACUUGAAUUAUAAAUACAAAAGAUUAUUACGAGUUGAUCGAAUCUGCACGUAUUAGAUUUCUUCGCCCCGCGUACGUUUCAGACGACAUUGGAGUUUCUUACAAAGGGAAAAGGAUAAUCAGAAGCGCGAACAAGCAUCCAAAGCAUGAUAAUAAC
Messenger RNA from Apis mellifera (honey bee), 912 nucleotides. RefSeq lists its product as uncharacterized. The transcript has 3 exons. The record is from RefSeq and is a predicted model, not a curated record. NCBI's taxonomy places the organism in Eukaryota, Metazoa, Arthropoda, Insecta, Hymenoptera, Apidae. The coding region runs from base 86 to 769 and encodes 227 amino acids.